AUGGCAUUAAUCAAUCUGAACGAGGAUACCAAAGAGCGAGUCAACCAAGUCACUGCAGCGAUCAAGACGAUCCUCCAUUGGACUUGGAUCCCAAUCGUACUGACGAUCGGAUUCAAGAACAGUAACCCAAAGCCAUCCCUCAUCAAGUCUGUCACUCCCAGAUCUCUCAUCACCUGA
Molecule: messenger RNA, 177 nt
Organism: Puccinia graminis f. sp. tritici CRL 75-36-700-3
Lineage: Eukaryota; Fungi; Basidiomycota; Pucciniomycetes; Pucciniales; Pucciniaceae
Exons: 3
Coding region: 1-177 (58 amino acids)
Biological process (GO): protein import into mitochondrial matrix
Cellular component (GO): mitochondrial outer membrane translocase complex
Source: RefSeq, a predicted model, not a curated record